Messenger RNA from Tympanuchus pallidicinctus (lesser prairie-chicken), 2745 nucleotides. It is a transcript of the gene CLPB, whose product is annotated as caseinolytic mitochondrial matrix peptidase chaperone subunit B. The record is from RefSeq and is a predicted model, not a curated record. Gene Ontology annotation, cellular component: cytoplasm; mitochondrion. Lineage: Eukaryota; Metazoa; Chordata; Aves; Galliformes; Phasianidae. Gene Ontology annotation, molecular function: ATP hydrolysis activity; ATP binding. Gene Ontology annotation, biological process: cellular response to heat. The transcript has 15 exons. Bases 1384 to 2580 code for a protein of 398 amino acids.
ACAGGUGCCAACCCCCUGCAGAAGAACGAGAUGGGCCACACGCCGCUGGAUUACGCCCGCGAGGGGGAGGUGAUGAACCUCCUGAAGGCAUCGGAGGCGAAGUUCCAAGAGGAGCAGCGUCGCCGGGAGGUGGAGGAGCGCCGCAGGUUCCCCCUGGAGCAGAGGCUGAAGGAGCACAUCAUCGGCCAGGAGAGUGCCAUAGCCACGGUGGGGGCAGCUAUUCGGAGGAAGGAGAACGGCUGGUACGACGAGGAGCACCCGCUGGUCUUCCUCUUCUUGGGAUCAUCUGGGAUAGGUAACGUCAGCGGGAUGCAGAGCUGCUCCGCACCGCAGCGUCACAAAGGUUGCAGCAGAGCUGAAUCCAACCCCAUCAUCGUGCGUCCCGCAGCUCCACAUCCCUGCCCUUCUGGGACACCCCCAGGGUCCCCCCCCAACUCCCUGGGCAGCCGUGCGGCGCGUGGCCGCUCUUGGGAGAAGAUAUUUCCCCCUCGUAGCCCCAACCCGAACCCAAACCCCAGCGCCGUCCCAAGGAAGGGCUGCACGCCCCCUCCGCGUCCCCCAGGCGCCCAUCCGCAUCCCUCACUGCUCAGCCCAGCUCCGAAAUGAGCAUCUUCCCCUUGCAGGAGCACAGGCCCAGCAGAGCCCUGCUGUCCCACGGGAUUCCUCGUGGCUGGGAGCUGUGGCUGCUCACAAACCCCGUCUCCUCCUGCUCACGCGGGCUCCGAUGGCUCUGCGGCAGCAUCGUUGUGUUGGUGCUGAUAAUAUUUCUCCUCGAGCGGCGUGAAGCUGAUUGGUUCAUGAAACGGGCAGAACGGGUUUUACUUGGGGGGGUGAAGGGCGAGAAGGAAAGGAAUUAGAAAUCAUGAGAUCUCAAGUAACAAAUGGUGGCAUUCAAAGCAACACCGGCGCUUCUCCUCUCUGGGCAAGGGCAGGGGAUAAGAUGUGAACAAAUACUGAGUCAAGAUAUGAAUGGAUAUUGGAAUAAAAUGUGAGUGGAUGUUGGAAUAAAGUAUGAAUGGAUGUUGGAAUGAGAUGUGAAUGGAUGUUGGAAUGAGAUGUGAGUGGAUAUUGGAAUAAAAUGUGAGUGGAUGUUGGAAUAAAGUAUGAAUGGAUGUUGGAAUGAGAUGUGAGUGGAUGUUGGAAUAAAAUGUGAAUGGAUGUUGGAAUGAGAUGUGAGUGGAUGUUGAAAUGAGAUGUGAGUGGAUGUUGAAAUGAGAUGUGAAUGGAUGUUGGAAUGAGAUGUGAGUGGAUGUUGGAAUAAAGUAUGAAUGGAUGUUGGAAUGAGAUGUGAGUGGAUGUUGGAAUAAAAUGUGAAUGGAUGUUGGAAUGAGAUGUGAGUGGAUGUUGGAAUAAAAUGUGAAUGGAUGUUGGAAUGAGGGAUGAAUGGGUAUGGAGGCAGGAAAGCCGAGCAGCGGAGAGCUGUGUUGUGUGAGUGGACGCGCUGUGUGGGGCUGGGGGUGCCUGGAAGACCAAGGGCCAAACGCCCCACGUGUCUCCAUGUCAGACGUUGUUCAGCUGACCGAGGCACCAAAAGCAUUCCGUCCUUCCCCUGAUAUUCUUCCUCUGGAGAGGAGGCGGAACGCUGACCGUGCGCUUGUGUUUGCAACAGGUAAAACGGAGCUGGCCAAGCAGACAGCCAAGUACAUCCACAAGGAUGUGAAGAAGGGUUUCAUCAGACUGGACAUGUCGGAGUUCCAGGAGAGGCACGAGGUGGCCAAGUUCAUCGGCUCCCCUCCGGGCUACGUGGGCCACGAGGAGGGCGGGCAGCUGACCAAGAAGCUGCGGCAGUGCCCCAACGCCGUGGUGCUGUUCGACGAGGUGGACAAAGCCCACCCGGACGUGCUCACCAUCAUGCUGCAGCUCUUCGAUGAGGGCAGGCUGACGGACGGCAAAGGGAAAACCAUCGACUGCAAGGACGCCAUCUUCAUCAUGACCUCCAACGUGGCGAGCGACGAGAUCGCCCAGCACGCCCUGCAGCUCAGGCAGGAGGCCGCGGAGAUGAGCAAGAAGAGGAUCGCAGAGAACUUAGAGGACGUGCAGGUGUCUGAAAAGAUCACCAUCUCCAAGCAGUUCAAGGAGAAGGUCAUUCGCCCCAUUUUAAAGGCUCACUUCAGACGGGACGAAUUCCUGGGCAGGAUCAACGAAAUCGUUUAUUUCCUCCCCUUCUGCCACUCGGAGCUCAUCCAGCUCGUCAACAAGGAGCUCAGCUUCUGGGCCAAGAAAGCCAAAGCGCGGCACAACAUCACUCUGCUGUGGGACCGGGAGGUGCUGGACGUGUUGGCCGACGGCUACAACCUGCACUACGGCGCCAGGUCCAUCAAGCACGAGGUGGAACGGCGCGUGGUCAACCAAUUGGCGGCCGCCUACGAGCAGGACCUGCUGCCCCGGGGCUGCACCCUGCGCGUGGCCGUGGAGGAUUCCGACAAGCAGCUGCUGAAGACCGACGAGAGCCCUGCGGCGGGACAGGAGAACAGCAAAGCGGCCACGUUGCGCCUGGAGAUCGUGGAGAAGGGCAGCAAGGCGCGCAAGCUGGACAUCCAGGCGCCUCUGAGCCCCAAGAACAUCGCUUACUUCCUGUAGGACAGGAGGGCGCCAGCCACCCCAACGUUGGGCUGCAGGGCCGCCUGCGGGGCUCCUGGAUGUGGGCAAGGAUUUGGGGCAGGCGGCGCAGGGCCGGGGGUGACGGCUGGAGGGGCUUCGGGCUCUUCUGUCAGUGGCAAUAAAGGCGCGCGGGUGAGGGUGGCA